Aspergillus terreus NIH2624 is the source of this 2100-nucleotide messenger RNA. Its product is annotated as translation initiation factor eIF2B catalytic subunit epsilon. Gene Ontology annotation, biological process: biosynthetic process. Gene Ontology annotation, cellular component: eukaryotic translation initiation factor 2B complex. Gene Ontology annotation, molecular function: translation initiation factor binding; guanyl-nucleotide exchange factor activity; translation initiation factor activity. The coding region runs from base 1 to 2100 and encodes 699 amino acids. The record is from RefSeq and is a predicted model, not a curated record. Lineage: Eukaryota; Fungi; Ascomycota; Eurotiomycetes; Eurotiales; Aspergillaceae. The transcript is spliced from 5 exons.
AUGGGCCCGAAGAAAGGCGGCGCCGCCGCAAAACAGAAGGGGAAUGCCACCGAGGAGGUAGAAGAGACUCUGCAGGCUGUUGUCCUGGCAGACACUUUCGAAACGCGAUUCGAGCCGUUCACCCUCGACAAGCCUCGGUGCCUCCUGCCCCUCGCGAACACCCCGCUUAUCGAGUAUACGUUCGAAUUUCUCGCCAAUGCCGGCGUGGAGGAGGUAUUCCUCUACGGUGGUGCCCAUUCCGAUCAACUGGAGAAAUACAUCAAUGCUUCAAAAUGGAGGGCUCCGUCGUCACCCUUCAAGCAAUUGACCUUCCUGAAAUCGACCUCGACGUCCGUCGGCGACGUGAUGCGUGAUCUCGAUGGAAAGCACCUCAUCACAGGAGAUUUCAUCGUCGUGAGCGGUGAUGUGAUCAGCAACCUCCCCAUCGAAGGCGCUCUGACGGCCCACCGGGCCCGUCGCGAGGCGGACAAGAACGCCAUCAUGACCAUGAUCCUCCGGGAAGCGGGCCGGAACCACCGCACCAAGUCGACGUCGGUGUCGCCGGUGUUUGUCGUAGAUCCCACCAAGGACCGCUGUCUACACUACGAAGAGAUCGACCAUCACUCGUCCGAGUCGUCGCGGCUGAACAUCGACGCCGAGAUCAUCCUGUCGCACGCAGAGCUGGACAUCCGCCAGGACCUGAUCGACUGCAACAUUGACAUCUGCACACCCGACGUGCUGAGUCUGUGGUCGGACAGCUUCGACUACCAGGCCCCGCGGAAGCAGUUCCUGUACGGCGUGCUGAAGGACUACGAGCUGAACGGGAAGACGAUCCACACGCACAUCAUCAAGGACUGCUACGCGGCGCGGGUGAGAAACCUCAAGGCCUACGAUGCCGUUAGCAAGGACAUCAUCUCGCGGUGGACGUAUCCUCUCUGCCCGGACACGAACCUCCUCCCGGGACAUUGCUACGAGCUCCGUAACGGAAACCGCUACCAGGAGCAUGGCGUGACGCUGGCCCGCUCGUGCGUGAUCGGCCGCCGCACGGUGAUCGGCCAGGGCACCAGCAUCGGCGACAAGACGACGGUCAAGGACACGGUGCUGGGGCGAAACUGCAAGAUCGGGAAGAACGUCACGCUCGAGGGCGCGUACGUGUGGGACGGAGCCGUGAUUGGUGAUGGCACGACGGUGCACCAGGCGAUUGUCGCGGAUGAGGUGGUAGUCGGCAAUAGCUGUACGAUCCACCCCGGAGCCCUUCUCUCGUAUGGGGUGAAGAUCGCCGAUGGAGUCACCGUGAGCGAAGGCAAGCGGAUCGCGAAUGCGUUCCGGGAAGAAGACGGUGGAGUGCCGGAUACGGAGCCCGAGGUGGUCGGCAAAGAUGGCCAUGGGUACGAGUAUGUGCCGUAUGAGGACGAGGAUGAAGACGACACCGCGAGUAACGCGUCGUCCGGACUGGUGUACAACAUGGCGCACCUCUCUCUGUCGAGCGAGUCGAUCUCAACGUUGUCGUCGGAUGUGUCCGACUUCGGGGACAGCCGCAGCUUCGGGACGUCGUACUCGGAUGAUGAGGAACAAGAUCAUUUCGUGCAUGACGCGGCGACGAGCGUGUAUGACAGUCUUCGGGAUGGUGUUAGCUGCGAUGUGGUGAACCUGGAACUGGUCAGUCUGCGCAUGACGGCCAACGCGUCGGACCACGAAGUGCGACGUGCGGUGGUGUCGGCGUUCAUGAAGCGGACGCAGCAGCUGAUGGAAGCGGGCCGGGCGGCGGGCGACGUGGUGAAGGAGAUAUUCGGCAAGUAUGGGGAGAUCAUCGAACGGGCGUUGUUCGACCGCGAGAGCAGCAAGAAGCCGGACCAGGUGGAUCUCCUGCUUCUCCUGCAGCAGGACCUGGCGCACCGCAACCGCGGAGACAUGGUGCUCUUGUUUGCAGCCAAGGAGCUGUAUGACCUGGAGAUUGUGGAGGAAGAGGCGUAUGAGCAGUGGUGGGCGGAUGAGCGGUCCAGCACCAGCGAGGAGAUGCGCAAGGUGCGCAGCCAGACGCAACAAUUUGUGGAUUGGCUGGCAAAUGCAGAGGAGGAGGAGAGCAGCGAGGAGGAGGAGAGCGACGAUGAGUCGAACUGA